AUUACAUGUACAAAAAUCUAGUGUGGAAGUGCGCGAAUUGAAACACUGUCACUACUUAUGAAUAAACGGACUAGAAAUGUUAGGCAGAUUAUCGUCCCGGCACGAGAAGCUCUCUCCGAGCAAAAUGGUGCAACAGUACUGUACAUGCCUCAACAUAUCAAGAACCGAAGACGCGCACUUUCACUGCCACACUCACAAUCCUCCACGUGCUGCGUGCUACCCAAGCAGCACAAAUCUUUCUCAACGGCGCCAUUUUGAAUGACUCAUACAAACACGUAAAUCCACUUGGUUUGUAGAUCCAGUAAAAUCUGCACGGAUCACCCUAUCAAGCUGGACAAGUUUGUGUCUUACAUUUAGUGUGUCGUCUGCUAAGAAACGGUUGAUCCAUCUGAAGUUUUGUCAUGGGCUUUCUAUAAGACGUUCUGUUUCCGGUGGCAAGCACGGAAACAGAAGAAUUCGAGCACUGGGCGUGAUCCUCGUUAUUCAAGUAAUAAUAACUCGAGGAGGAUGGUGGCGAAGAUGUCGAGCUUAACAGUGGUUUGUCACCCAGAGGACGGAGAGAAAGACGUCCCUUUGGUUGGAAACAAAGAUAAUGUCACAGAAAGCGACAGCUCAGAGACCACCGAGACAUCCACUGAGGAGAGCUCUGAAGAAGAGGAGGAUGAAGAGAAAGAAAAUGAUGGUGGCAAUACUAAUAAGAAGGGCGAAGAAGAAGAAGAAGAAGAAGAAGGCAAAAAAGAAGCUGACGGGUCUCAAAAUGAGGCUGGCGUCUCUGCUCCGGAGGAUCUGACUUGGAAAGCAGAGAAGUACAUCCACUUCAACUGUGAAAAAUGCAAAGACAUACAGCAGACUCAUGGCAAAGAGGUUGUCGCACCCAAGAUAAUCAAGGGACAGUAUCAAGUGCAGCUGGAAGGAGAAGGCACAUACGAGUGCUCCGUCACCAGGCUGGUAUUUGAAGCAUCUGAUCGAGUUCUCGUGCGGUACUCCGUCGCGUCCUGGUCCAAGUAUUGCUCACCCCUCAAGGAGUCCUGGAAGUUUGCCGGACCCAUAUUUGACGUGAAGACGGACAAGGAUGCGUCUGUCCUGAAGUCCAUCCAGUUCCCUCACUCUGUCUGCCUGGCUGAUGCAGAAAAUGAGAUGACGUUCGGCAUGCUGCACAUAAAGAACAAGCGUCCGUUCAUCGAACCAGCGGCGGAUCACUCAGGCAGCCACAUUAAGUGGCACGUGACGUCUCUGUCGCCCGUCGGGCCCAUGGUCCGGACGAGUCGGCCCACGGAUCACCACGGGGUGGUUCUGGUCUACAGGCAGCUGGCGAAUGAUGACGACAAAUACAGCUUCCACAUCUACUUGGCCACCAACAGCUCUGAGAUCAAGGACAUACGCAAGCAGGUGGGAAAAUACACAAAACGUUACGUUCAGAUAGAAAAGCCUCCCACGUGUACGCUGAAUGAGGGAACAUAUCGCCUCCUCAGUAAGCCAGAGGGCGCCAUCGAGCCUCAGGUUUUGGAGUUCACCCUGGCAAUGACCAAGAUGAAGGGCUUUUUUGAGGUGUUCUUCGAACAUCCUCCGCCUUUCGAGUUGUCGCUCAUUAAGAGUGACACGGACGAGACUGUGUGGUCAACCACUAUCCGAGAAGGUGACUGUACGGGUACGGGUCGGGUACAGCCCGAAAAAAAGCCAAGGAAAAGGACAAACUGCAGACGAAGGAGCAGCAGCCUCUCAGAAGAUGAAGCAGACUUUAAAAAACGUAGAUUGAAGGUGGAGUCAGACCACGUGAAAGUGUCCAUGCCUGGCAGCCGGGACAUGUCUGAGAAGCAGCUGCUGCAGGUGGCCAAAUGUCUGGGCAAGGAGUGGAAACAGGUGGCCAUCUAUCUGGGGUUAAGCAUCCGGGAGCUGGACGAUAUCCAGGCGGCCGAGAAGGACGUGACCAUGCAGAAGAUGAAGAUGAUGGUGGAGUGGAAGAGCAGGAGGGGGGCGGGGCAGGCCACGGCCUUCCAGCUGCGUAAGUGCUUGGAGGAGCUGGACGACUUGCCUACUGAGGUCCAUCAGAUCUUGCAAGACAUGAACAACCAAGAGGACAAGAGAUAAAUAUUUUUUGUAUACUUUUAUUCAUUUGCUCCAUACUUUAAGAACUCAUCAGGGAGAGAAAGGAGCUCUCGGGAAGACGGCUUCGUUUGUGUUCAUCUCUCAUGAUGAUUUGAGUGAGUUCCCCUUUUUUGAACAAUCUGAAUCAGUCGUAUGUUUUUCUGUAACAAGCAUACAGAAAUGUGCAUUACGCUUAUUAAAUGAAUACAUUUCACAUCAAGGUUUGAGAUUGACCAGAAGAUGUUGUGAAGCAAUUGAGUAGCUAAGUAUGUAGCUGGAUUUAAAUGGAGGGACUGCAGUGUUCAAACUGCAUUUACUUGUAUAUUUUUUAAAUGACUUUUAAAUGUGAUUUUGGAAGGAUUUUCCAAAUGGUUGUAAACUGUGGUUGGCGCAUGCUUGCAACUUUCUCCCAUGGUCCAAAACGAUGCAUGUCAGGCUAACUGGAGUCUCUACUGUCCAUAGGUGUGAAUGGUUGUUUGUUUAUAUGCGUCCUGUCAUGGACUGGUGACCAGUCCAGGGUGCACCCCGCCUCACACCUAAAAAGGCAUCUUUGAUAAACUCCUAGCUCACCCACGACACUAAAGAGGAACAUUGAAUACUAUUUUUCCUACAGUAUAUGUAGAGCUACGUAGAGUAUGAUAAAUGCAUGGGAUUUAUACAGAAUAGGCACGUUAGUCUUUCCAAUGUAGGAAGUUAUUCUGUGCUAAUGUGCUGUAAUGUUUACAUUCCAAAAGCUCAUAGCCUGAGGAAGCUAAAGAUUUUUGUAAUUUUAUAUUCUGCCCCUUUAAGAACACAUUGUAAAUAAGCAAGUGUUGACUGAAUAAAAAAAAAACAUGCAUCCUAAAUUAUUGUCUUCAUUAUUUUCUACAUGGAGGGGCCUUUUUUUCCGUGACUGUAAAUGACACGUGUGGCGCCCCUUUUUUGGAUUGUUUGGAUUUGGAUUGUUGUCAAAAUGUUUUGGAAGACGUGCGAGCAUACAUGUAACACACAUAGACAUGUACAUGUAGACGCCGCAUCGAGCGCUGAGCCGUACGUCAACGUCGCCGCCUAUUGGGUGUGUCAAGGCUGCGCAGUAAAAGAAUGCAAGUAACAGUACUUAAUUUGAUAAAGCGCCUUUCUACAAAGAAAUUGAAGUUAAUGCCUCUCGUUAAUAUACUGCUCAAAAAAAUUAGAGGAACACUUGGAAAACACAUCAGAUCUAAACUGGGGGAAAAUGAUGUUGAAUAUGUUUCCUGAUAAUAAGUGGGUGAUGUAUUAGUAACAAAAUGAUGCCACAUCAUUUGAUAGAAAUGAAAAUGAUCACCCUAUAGAGGGGGGAAAUCAAAGACACCCCAAAAAUGAAAGUGAAAAAAUGAUGCAGCACACUGGUCC
This is a messenger RNA of Dunckerocampus dactyliophorus (ringed pipefish), 3456 nucleotides long. RefSeq lists its product as uncharacterized. Gene Ontology annotation, molecular function: protein binding. The transcript has 17 exons. Lineage: Eukaryota; Metazoa; Chordata; Actinopteri; Syngnathiformes; Syngnathidae. Bases 508 to 2088 code for a protein of 526 amino acids. Gene Ontology annotation, biological process: signal transduction; mRNA export from nucleus; regulation of DNA-templated transcription elongation. The record is from RefSeq and is a predicted model, not a curated record. Gene Ontology annotation, cellular component: THO complex part of transcription export complex.